Molecule: messenger RNA, 639 nt
Organism: Xiphias gladius (swordfish)
Lineage: Eukaryota; Metazoa; Chordata; Actinopteri; Istiophoriformes; Xiphiidae
Product: dysbindin-like
Exons: 4
Coding region: 1-639 (212 amino acids)
Biological process (GO): negative regulation of protein kinase activity
Cellular component (GO): cytoplasm
Source: RefSeq, a predicted model, not a curated record
AUGUCGUCGACUGGGUCAACCAACCACAGCAAGCGACUGGCAUCUGAGACAGACAACUCUCAGAGGGUGUUGGACAAUGAUUCUGCCCAAAACCUGAAGAUGAGGGAAAGACAGCGCUUUUUUGAAGAGGUCUACCAGCAUGAUAUAGACAACUACUUGCCCUCUGCUCACUUGCAGAUCAACUGCAGGAAACCUCCCAUGGGCAGUAUCUCAUCUAUGGAAGUGAAUGUGGAUGUCCUGGAGCAGAUGGACCUGAUGGACAUAUCUGACCAGGAGGCUCUCGACGUUUUUCUCAACUCAGGCUCUGGAGCAGAUGAGGGAGUGCUGGCAUCCCCACUACCAGAGUGCGUGGAAGAAGAUGAAGAUGAGGAAGAUGAAGAUGCAGAGGUUCUCUACAGGAAGCGUGCACCUUUGAAACAGCAAAACGAAGUUUGCUGCAGCUCAAAGUCUCGCAUGUCCUCUACAUCAUCUGGUUCCAGUGAUACCAGUGGGGCUGGAGUGGACACACCCGUGAUCCAGUCGGACGAUGAAGAAGUCCAUGCUGACACUCUGCUGCUGACCUCCGUUCCCCAAAACAGGGAUGAAGAAACAGAGGAGGAAGACGAGGAGGAAAGACGCCUUGCAACUACAUCCACAUAA